Molecule: messenger RNA, 3297 nt
Organism: Echinops telfairi (small Madagascar hedgehog)
Lineage: Eukaryota; Metazoa; Chordata; Mammalia; Afrosoricida; Tenrecidae
Gene: AP2B1
Product: adaptor related protein complex 2 subunit beta 1
Exons: 22
Coding region: 45-2900 (951 amino acids)
Biological process (GO): intracellular protein transport; vesicle-mediated transport
Cellular component (GO): membrane coat; clathrin adaptor complex
Molecular function (GO): clathrin binding
Source: RefSeq, a predicted model, not a curated record
UGGAGAAGGAAAUACCAAUAGGUGCACAUUAAAGAUCCCAAACCAUGACUGACUCCAAGUACUUCACAACGAAUAAAAAAGGAGAAAUCUUUGAGUUAAAGGCUGAGCUCAACAAUGAAAAAAAAGAGAAGAGGAAGGAGGCUGUGAAGAAAGUGAUUGCCGCAAUGACCGUGGGAAAGGAUGUUAGCUCUCUCUUUCCAGAUGUAGUGAACUGUAUGCAGACUGACAACUUGGAACUAAAGAAGCUCGUGUAUCUCUACUUGAUGAACUAUGCCAAGAGUCAGCCAGACAUGGCCAUCAUGGCUGUCAACAGCUUUGUGAAGGACUGUGAAGAUCCCAAUCCGUUGAUUCGGGCCUUGGCAGUCAGAACCAUGGGCUGCAUCCGGGUGGACAAGAUCACAGAAUAUCUCUGUGAGCCCCUCCGCAAGUGCUUAAAGGAUGAAGACCCCUAUGUGCGGAAGACGGCCGCCGUGUGUGUGGCCAAGCUCCAUGACAUCAACGCCCAAAUGGUGGAAGAUCAGGGGUUCCUGGACUCUCUGCGAGAUCUCAUAGCAGAUUCAAACCCAAUGGUGGUGGCUAAUGCUGUAGCGGCACUAUCUGAAAUCAGUGAAUCUCACCCAAAUAGCAAUCUACUUGAUCUGAACCCACAGAACAUUAAUAAGCUGCUGACAGCCCUGAAUGAAUGCACUGAAUGGGGCCAAAUCUUCAUCCUUGACUGCCUAUCAAAUUACAACCCUAAAGAUGACCGGGAGGCUCAGAGCAUCUGUGAGCGGGUAACUCCUCGGCUCUCCCAUGCCAACUCAGCAGUGGUGCUCUCAGCAGUAAAAGUCCUUAUGAAAUUUCUAGAGUUGUUACCCAAGGACUCUGACUACUACAAUAUGCUGCUGAAGAAGUUAGCCCCUCCACUUGUCACUUUGCUGUCUGGGGAGCCAGAGGUGCAGUACGUUGCCUUGAGGAACAUCAACUUAAUUGUCCAGAAAAGGCCUGAAAUCUUGAAGCAGGAAAUCAAAGUCUUCUUUGUGAAGUACAAUGACCCCAUCUAUGUGAAAUUAGAGAAGUUGGACAUCAUGAUACGGUUGGCAUCCCAAGCCAACAUUGCUCAGGUACUGGCAGAACUGAAGGAGUAUGCCACCGAGGUGGAUGUGGACUUUGUCCGGAAAGCCGUGCGAGCCAUUGGACGGUGCGCCAUCAAGGUGGAGCAAUCUGCAGAGCGCUGCGUGAGCACUUUGCUUGAUCUGAUCCAGACUAAAGUAAAUUAUGUGGUCCAAGAGGCGAUUGUUGUCAUCAGGGACAUCUUCCGCAAGUAUCCUAAUAAGUAUGAAAGCAUUAUUGCUACUCUGUGUGAGAAUUUAGACUCACUAGAUGAGCCAGAUGCCCGAGCAGCUAUGAUUUGGAUCGUGGGAGAAUAUGCUGAAAGAAUUGACAAUGCAGAUGAGCUACUAGAGAGCUUCCUGGAGGGUUUUCAUGAUGAAAGCACCCAGGUGCAGCUCACUCUCCUUACUGCCAUAGUGAAGCUAUUUCUUAAGAAACCAUCAGAAACCCAGGAACUGGUCCAGCAAGUCUUGAGUUUGGCCACCCAGGACUCUGAUAACCCUGACCUUCGAGACCGAGGCUAUAUUUACUGGCGCCUUCUGUCAACGGAUCCUGUCACUGCUAAAGAAGUAGUUUUGUCUGAGAAACCACUGAUCUCCGAGGAAACAGACCUUAUUGAGCCAACCUUGCUAGAUGAACUCAUUUGCCACAUUGGUUCUUUGGCCUCUGUGUACCAUAAGCCUCCCAAUGCUUUUGUAGAAGGAAGUCAUGGCAUCCAUCGCAAACACUUACCAAUUCAUCAUGGAAGCACUGAUGCGGGCGACAGCCCUGUUGGCACCACCACGGCAACCAACUUGGAACAGCCUCAGGUUAUACCCUCUCAAGGUGACCUUCUAGGGGAUCUUUUGAAUCUUGACCUUGGUCCCCCAGUCAAUGUGCCACAGGUGUCUUCCAUGCAAAUGGGAGCAGUGGAUCUCUUGGGAGGAGGACUAGAUAGCCUGCUUGGCAGUGACCUUGGCGGGGGCAUUGGAGGAAGUCCGGCAGUUGGACAGUCCUUCAUCCCAUCAUCAGUGCCUGCAACUUUUGCUCCUUCACCUACUCCUGCUGUGGUCAGCAGUGGUCUGAAUGACCUUUUUGAACUCUCCACUGGAAUAGGCAUGGCACCUGGAGGAUAUGUGGCUCCUAAGGCGGUUUGGCUGCCUGCAGUAAAGGCUAAAGGCUUGGAGAUUUCAGGAACAUUCAUCCACCGCCAAGGCCACGUUUAUAUGGAAAUGAACUUUACCAACAAAGCUUUGCAGCACAUGACAGACUUUGCCAUCCAAUUUAACAAGAAUAGCUUUGGUGUCAUCCCCAGCACCCCUCUGGCCAUCCAUACACCACUGAUGCCCAACCAGAGCAUUGACGUCUCCCUGCCCCUCAACACCUUAGGCCCAGUCAUGAAGAUGGAACCUCUGAAUAACCUGCAGGUGGCUGUGAAAAACAAUAUUGAUGUCUUCUACUUCAGCUGCCUCAUUCCGCUCAAUGUGCUUUUUGUAGAAGAUGGCAAAAUGGAGCGCCAGGUCUUCCUUGCAACCUGGAAGGAUAUUCCUAAUGAAAAUGAACUUCAGUUUCAGAUUAAGGAAUGUCAUUUAAAUGCUGACACUGUUUCCAGCAAAUUACAAAACAACAAUGUUUAUACUAUUGCCAAGCGGAAUGUGGAAGGGCAGGACAUGCUGUACCAGUCCCUGAAGCUCACUAAUGGCAUUUGGAUUUUGGCCGAACUGCGAAUCCAGCCAGGAAACCCCAACUAUACGCUGUCACUGAAGUGCAGAGCUCCUGAAGUCUCUCAGUACGUCUAUCAGGUUUAUGACAGCAUUUUGAAAAACUAAUGGACUGGUCCCGUGCCCUCCAGCCACCCUGUGAUUGGUGCAAGCCAAGAGCGCUUAACUGGAAGAAAUUGUGUUGAUGUGUAGAUGAACCCAAACACACGGAGGCCACCAACCAAGGUAGUGACUAGUGUAACCCGUCCUCACAUUAGGGCAUACCCUGCUGGAUAUUUUUAGCUUCCUGUGAACAUGUGUAACCACCGCUUCAAUCACUUCCCACCUCUUGACCCCACCGCUGCUGUCCGUCCUUACCUGCGGGCUUCUCUAUGCUGUGCCAAUGGCUGGCGUUUCCUGCACCUGCUUUUGAGUGUGGUUUGGUAUUUUGUAAUCGAGAGCACCUGUCCACAGCAGAAAAGGGAGGUGGGGGGAAUUAAAGCAGGAAAAGUGUCCCUGAAACAUA